Coniophora puteana RWD-64-598 SS2 is the source of this 1120-nucleotide messenger RNA. RefSeq names its product prolyl aminopeptidase serine peptidase. Lineage: Eukaryota; Fungi; Basidiomycota; Agaricomycetes; Boletales; Coniophoraceae. Gene Ontology annotation, cellular component: cytoplasm. Bases 44 to 1012 code for a protein of 322 amino acids. The transcript has 13 exons. Gene Ontology annotation, molecular function: aminopeptidase activity. The record is from RefSeq and is a predicted model, not a curated record. Gene Ontology annotation, biological process: proteolysis.
CAGUACACGCUCUCAGACACCAUCACCAGACACCAGUACCAGCAUGUACCCCCUCAAUAAGCUACUCGAAGUCGGAAAGCUCGAAGUUGGGCAGUCCGUCAAGCAUACUCUCCACUAUGAGAUAGUCGGAAACCCGAAUGGCAAGCCAGUCGUCUUUUUGCACGGCGGCCCUGGAUCCAACGUCACCGAAAAGGACAGGGGGUUCUUCAAUCCCGACAAGUACAAAGUAAUCCUCUUUGAUCAGCGUGGCGCGGGCAAGUCGAAACCGAGCGCGUGCUUGGAAGAAAACACUACGUGGGAUCUCGUCAAAGACAUUGAGAAGCUCCGCGAGACGCUUGGUAUCAAGACAUGGCACGUCUUUGGUGGAUCAUGGGGUUCAACUCUUGCCCUUUCGUACGCUCAGUCGCACCCUGACAGAGUCAGAAGUCUCGUGCUUCGCGGUAUUUUCACUCUCCGGAGGAGUGAACUCCGGUUCUUCUACCAAGAUGGCACCUCGCAUCUCUUCCCCGAGGCAUGGGACGAAUACAUCGCGCCCAUUCCCGAGGCUGAGCGGCACGACAUCAUGCUCGCGUACCACGCGCAGCUCAACGCUGUCGACGACGCCGUGCGCAUCCAGGCGGCCAAAGCGUGGACCAAGUGGGAGAUGGCUACGUCCAAGCUGUACGUCAGCCAGGAACAGAUCGCGGAGGCGGAGAAGGACGACUAUGCCAAUGCAUUCGCUCGGAUAGAAAACCACUAUUUCGUGAACGAGGGGUUCAUGCGUGACGGCCAGCUGCUUGAAAAGCAGGAGAUCGAUAAGAUCCGGCAUAUCCCCUGCAUCGUCGUGCAGGGCCGCUAUGAUGUCGUGUGCCCGGCAACGACAGCAUGGCAACUCAAGAAAGUCUGGCCUGAGAUCACCCUCCACAUCGUCGCAGACGCAGGCCACUCCUCACGGGAACCCGGGAUCGAGAAGCUGCUCGUCGAGGCGGCUGACAAGAUGGUCAAUGCGGACACCAAGGGUGCUGACGAGUGAUGGCUUAUGCUUCCUGAAUUGAACUCCAUGUAUACAAUACCGCUUUCCUUCGUGUACGAGUAGGAAUUGACUCCCAGAACAAUUAUUGCUUCACUGCGAGCGCAUUUC